AUGAAGAAAAAUACUCUGGUCCACGAAUUUUCUUUUCGAAUCAAUUUAAAUUCUUAUCAGAACAAAUUAACCUACCGGUUUAAAGUAAAUAAUGCUUACGUCCAAGUCUGUCAACAAUUUUUUGUAAAGACUGUGGAUAUUUCUGACAAAAAAGUCAGAAUUAUGAUGGAUAAAGAAAAAAGAAGUACUUCUGGAUCAUUGUUGCCUGAUCGGCGUGGGCAUCAUGAACCAGUGAAUAAACUGUCUGGGGAAGAUGUUAAUCGGAUUCGACAGCAUUUAUCUCUGUUGCCAAAAGUUCCUACGCAUUGGUGCCGACGAGACAGCUCCAAAGUUUACUUGGAAAGAAUCAAAACAAAACAGGCAAUUUAUGAAUUGUAUGUUGCUUAUGCAAUUGAAAACAAUUUUCGGCAAGUCAGUGAUACUCGAUAUUUUGGUGAGCUGGAGCAAUUAAAUAUCGGUUUUCAUCAACCGAGAAAAGAUAUGUGCUGGUGUACGCGUUUCGACAACAUUUCAGAUGAAGAAAAAGCUGAGAAACAAGCAGAAUAUGAUCUCCAUAUCCGGAGAAAAAAUGCUGCUUGA
Cotesia congregata is the source of this 579-nucleotide messenger RNA. The record is from the annotation of a GenBank genome assembly. Lineage: Eukaryota; Metazoa; Arthropoda; Insecta; Hymenoptera; Braconidae.